AACGUGCGCUUGACUGAAGAUGAGCUAAUACUCAUAUGAGCUGUCAUGUCACAUGUCAAGCUUCUUUUUCUUCUGAAUCAUGUCUUGGAAAUUUCAACCUUAAGCCAUUCGAUAUGAUGUCCCUUUUGUUAAUAUUACAGCCUUUAUAGUGGAUUGUUCCUUUUGUUUUCUGUUUUACAUAAUUGUCAGUUAUACAACUAGAGGAAUGUAUGAUGUUUUGGUUAACUUUAUAAAGGAUGCAUGUGGUCUGAGUAAGAAGUCAAAGGAGCAGAUUGUGGACAUUGAUGCUGCAGAUGUGAACUAUGAAUUGGCAGUUUUCGAAUAUGUUGAAGACAUUUUCAGCUUCUACAAACUAGCUGAGAGUGAGACAAGAGUUCAUGACUAAUUAUUCACAGCCUACCACAAGUUUGAGCUUAAUCCAGAAACUCUUUACCUCACAAUGUACAUUCUUGAUCGCUACCUCUCUGUGGAGACUGCAUCAAGAAGGGAACUGCAGUUGGUGGGCAUUAGUGCCAUGCUUAUAGCCUCUAAAUAUGAAGAAACUUGGGCUCCCAAGCUCAAUGACUUCAUGUGCAUCUCGGACAAAACUUACAGUCACGAGCAAGUGUUAACUAUGGAGAAACAAAUUCACGAGCAACUGAAAUGGUCAAUGACUUCAUGUGCAUCUUGGACAAAACUUACAGUCACGAGGAAGUGUUAACUAUGGACAAACAAAUUCUCGGGCAACUGGUUGUCAUGGAUAAAGUUGUCGUGGUUGUGUGAAGUGAAGUUAGCCAUGUGAAAGCCUCAUUGUUUGCCGAUUAAUCGACUAUUACACAAGAGGCCGAUGAAACUACCACAUUUAAAGACCUCAAACUAAACUGUCUUUCAAUUGCGUCAAUCUUGGAAUAAAGAGCUUAUAAGUUUUGGGAACCUGAGAAUAUCAUGGACUACAGUUUUGUGAUUGGUCUACAUAUCUACAAUUAUUGCAUCCUUCUGGUAAUAAUUCUGGAAAUCUUUGUACAUCUAUGUUACAUUGCGUUAAACUGGUUGUUGUGGAUAAAGUUGCCAUGGUUGGUGAGGUGAAGUUAGCCAUGUGGAACCCUCAUUGUUUACCGAUUAGCCGACUAUUGUAAGUGUUUGGUUAUUGUUUUCAGUACCGAAGCUCCUUGGUUACAAAGUUUUUUGGUGUACAUUGUGUUAAAUUGAUUGGAUGUCAAAGGUAUGUUUGAAAUCUCUUUAGCGCUACAACCUAUCUGCAUUAACAAAUCAACUGGCAUUUUGUAAUAUGAUUUCAGGUGAAACGAAUCAGUGAAGUGGCUCGGGAUAGCAAGAUAUUGGCCACACACACUGACAGUCCAGGUGUAAGCAUCUGCUUCUGAAUAUUUCAAUUUCAUUUGGUAGCCCUAUCGUACACAUUUGUUUCCCCCCUAGUGAUUUUUUGGUAGCCAACAUAAAGCUGGUGGAAACUCUUGGCUACAAGCAGAUGAGUUGAUUUCGAUGGAUUCUACUGUGAGUGGAUAUGCCACUACGUCACUAUUCUCUAAAGCUAUUUGGGUUUCGAUUAAUCCAUUGCUUAGUACAGGAUACCAAUCCCCUUUAAAGUUAGAUUAACUGCCAUUGCUUCCACCUGAUUUCCAAGCUGUAAGAACGUCAGAGUUUUUACAAAAGAAUUUCCCUAAGCCAGGUGAAAAUAUGAAGUAUCCUGUAUAAAUAACAUUGAUCUGAUGUUUCAGGAAAGACGUAAUAAUUAGUUUCCUUGCAAUAGUGCAGUUGUCUGAUAUAUAUGUCGGAACAACUCUAAUCCGAAGUUUCAUUGCUACUGCUUCUGCGGAUAGAACAAAACUUUGGGCCCGAUUCAAAUUAUGACAUCUUUUCUACUCUACGUCCUUAUUUUUGACAUAUUCUGUGCUAUGUAAACUUACAAAUUGAAAAUAGCGGUAAAUAACAAUUUUAUUUUUUCUUAUGACAAGUGAAUCCGCAGCGCUGCACCACCCGCCCAGGUUACUGAUGUGUCAACUAAUUCGGCAAACAGGAAGCGUCUUUAUUUCUCUGCAAUAUUUACAAGAGCCAGUCAACAGUGUUCUGCAGAAGAUUUAGUACCUUGGAAGUUACCAACCACCUCAAGAACCCAGGAUUCAUAGAAGUUUUCUGUAUGACCUCUUCUAUGCUAAGAUACA
Messenger RNA from Capsicum annuum, 2159 nucleotides. RefSeq names its product G2/mitotic-specific cyclin S13-6-like. NCBI's taxonomy places the organism in Eukaryota, Viridiplantae, Streptophyta, Magnoliopsida, Solanales, Solanaceae. Gene Ontology annotation, cellular component: nucleus; centrosome; cytoplasm. The record is from RefSeq and is a predicted model, not a curated record. Gene Ontology annotation, biological process: regulation of cyclin-dependent protein serine/threonine kinase activity; mitotic cell cycle phase transition. Gene Ontology annotation, molecular function: cyclin-dependent protein serine/threonine kinase regulator activity.